Halichondria panicea is the source of this 2641-nucleotide messenger RNA. Its product is annotated as serine/threonine-protein phosphatase 4 regulatory subunit 3-like. Gene Ontology annotation, cellular component: nucleoplasm; protein phosphatase 4 complex. The coding region runs from base 170 to 2548 and encodes 792 amino acids. Gene Ontology annotation, molecular function: protein phosphatase activator activity. The transcript has 17 exons. Gene Ontology annotation, biological process: protein dephosphorylation; DNA damage response. Lineage: Eukaryota; Metazoa; Porifera; Demospongiae; Suberitida; Halichondriidae. The record is from RefSeq and is a predicted model, not a curated record.
UUACAAGCCACGUGGAUCACGUGAUAUUUGCUGAGGUUUGCAGAAAUACUGGUGGGCAUUGAUUAGAUCAGAGCAUGCCUCCAGCCAGGCCACCAUAGAGCUAGAGAUACACUGCACUGGGAUCCUGGUCAAUGUUUUCUCUCUACACAUACACUACAAGUAUUGAGCCAUGACGCAGUCAGUACGAGACACCAAAAAGAGAGUGAAAGUGUACAGCUACACAGAGAAUGCAUUGUGGGAUGAUAUGGGAACAGGGCAUGUGACAAUUGACUUUAUGGAGAGGAAUAAUGCCUUCACCGUGAUUGUACGAUCAGAGGAUGAUGGCUCUGUGUUGCUGGAGUCCAAGAUUCUGCAAGACAGAGCUUAUCAGAAACGGGAGGAGACGCUGAUAGUAUGGACUGAAGAUGACUCGUGUGAUUUGGCAGUGAGUUUCCAGGAGAAGGUGGGCUGUGAUGAGAUGUGGGAGGAGAUUUGUGAGAUCCAAGGUCGCAGUCCAGAAGUUGCUGCCACGCAAGCUCUCUCAGAGGAUGGGGAGUUGUCAGACUGGUUUGAUGAGUCGAACGUACAAGUAGAGCUCCCUCCCUGUGAAUUGAGUCGGCUAGAAGAUCUGCAUAACGUUAUAGAGAAGGCACUGUCUAACAAGAGCGUGUAUGAUAUUAUAAGCCUUGGUAUUGAAAAAGAGGAUUACGUCUCCAAGCUUUUGGAUAUUUUUCAUGUGUGUGAAGAUCUCGACAACGCUGAGGGAUUAAAGUUUCUGCAUAAGAUAUUCACUGGGCUGUUGCUGCUGAACAAGAACGACUUACUGACCGCGAUGAUCCAGGAUGACACAAUAAUGAACGUGAUUGGUUGUCUGGAGUACUCCCCCUGUUUCCCUCAUGUCAGACAUCGGGACAUUGUACAGAAGAUGUCGGAACGUACAGAGAUCAUUCCCUUCAGUGACCCAACUCUACUCCCUAAGAUACACAAGACAUACCAAAUACAGUACAUCCGAGAUGUUCUUCUGCCCACCCCUUCUCUCUUUGAGGAGCACAAGUUUGCUGUUCUCAAUUCGUACCUACUUAUGAAUAAGUCAGAGAUUGUCCAGAGCAUUCAGCAAGACACGGAUUUUCUUGAGUCCCUGUUCAAAGAGCUCACUGAAGAGAGUACUACGGCCGAGAGGUACAGAGAGUUAGCAGAGCUGCUGAGAGAGGUCAACAAUUUUGCACUUGUUGCAAAACUCCCAAAAAACAAGCUCUAUACUUGGUCCGGAUUCAUGAAAGCUAUAGAAGGAAUGUUGUCAUCUGAAGACAGUGUGGUGGUUCCCUUGGCGAUAGAUAUUCUUCAGUCAGUCACCAGCUACAAUUGUUCCAUAACUUGGGACCACAUGCUCCAAACUACAGACUCCAAUUCUGAGGACACUCACCUGCUAAACAUUGUCAUUAGCCUUUUGGUGGAUGGAGAAUUUUCAGAAAAUGAUGUUCAGCUGGUAGGCCUCAUUCAGAGCAUAAUCACCCCCGACAACCUUGGAUCUGAAGCGGAUGGAGAUACUGAAGCAACGACUACAGCAUCAGCAACUGCAGUGGAGAAGUCGUUGUUUUUGAAGAACUUUUACUCUCACAGCAUGCAUCGUCUCAUGGCUCCUCUCAUGGCCCAGACUGCCUCGAAUAAAAUCAGCAAAGACACUGGUACAAAUGCAGUUCUUCUAUCCCACAUUCUGGACAUCCUCUCGGAGUGUAUUGAAAGGCACUCUUACCAAAUUAAGAAUUACAUCAUCGACAAAAAUCUCCUGUCUAGGGUGUUAGUACUUAUGACCUCUUCCCAUGGACACCUAGUGCUCACUGCACUACGAUUCUGCCGACGGAUAGUUGGGUUGAAGGAUGAGUUUUUCAAUCGUUACAUCAUCCGAAAUAACCUUUUUAGUCCCAUUGUGAAAACUAUGAUCGCCAACGGUCAGCGAUACAAUCUCGUUAACUCAGCAAUCAUUGAGCUUUUCAAGUUUAUUACAACGGAAAAGAUCAAAUCUCUGAUAGUAUACACAGUAGACAAUUUCAUGGCUGCAUUGGAUAGUGUGGAGUACGUAGACACCUUCAAGCGACUCAAACUGGCCUAUGACCAGGAGAGAGAUCGACAUGAGAACAUGAUCCCUACAUCCAACGUCAAAGAGUCAGCAGGCCUGCAUGUAAAUCGUGGCCUCCUCCGCUGGAGAAAAGACCCACGAGCACUUGAUGAAGAUGAGGAGGCAUGGUUUGAUGACGAGGAAGAAUCUGUUGUCACAACAACACCCACUACGUCCUUACCAAACUCACAGCCUCUCCUAGUCCCUAAGCCACACCCACUUACCACCCCUCCCUUCACACACUUGUCGUACAGCCCACGUCCUUCAGAAGAAAACAAACCCCCUCCCGGGCACUACACAAGACCACCUCUCAUGUCAGACUCACAGAUUAAGAUACAGCCCGUGACAAGCUCUCCUGCAUUAUUGAUCUUAGCAACAGACUACGAUGAAGAUUCAGAUGAAGAAAGUGAUAGUGACGAUACAACUAACCCUGCAAAACGACUGAAAUUAUAGCUGUUUUUGUGCCACACAUAAUAUUGUUGUACAUGUAUGAUUAUGCACCCAUACUUACAGAAGAGGUUACUAUAAUUAUAUUGCCGAAGAGAC